AAGAUGAUGACGAUGAAAAUCUCUCUCUCUCUCUUCUCUCUCUCGUCCCCAAGAAAUUGCAGAGAGCUGACAAUGGGCACGCGCCAUUUCAACUGCAGAGCACCCAUUUCUCAGCUCCUUCCUUCGCAUCGUCCAAGCUCGAAACCCCCAAGUCUCCACCCUCAGACCGUGAACCCACCACCCUCCGUUUCACGGACCAAGAACCCCUCGAGCAGACGGCUCUUCCUCCUCUCUCUCCCGGCGCGCGCUCUCCUCCUCGCCGCGGCCACCAACGACGCGGCCAACGUCCUCCAUUGCUACGCUCUGGAGGGUUUCGACCCCGUGAGCCCCGAUGAGAGAAGCGCGAGCGCCGCCAAGUCUCUGAGGGUCGCGGAGGCCGUGGGGCUGCUGGAGAAAGGGCGAGAAUUGCAGGCUCAGGGUGAUUUUGGCAAAGCCCUCUUCUACUUCACUCAGGUGAUUGAAGGUUAUAAAGACUUCGCAUUAUCAGAAUAUGCAAGAGUUGGGAGGGCGUUAGCAUUGUAUGAGGUUGGUGAUAGGGAAGAAGCUAUUGCAGAGAUGGAGGAUGUUGCCAUAUCAUUGAAGGGAUAUCCAGAAGUCCAUGCAGCUCUUGCAGCAGCCUUAUAUGUGGACAAGCAUGCCCUCUUGCUUGCUGAAAACCAGUUCACAAUUGCAACCCUACUGGAUCCCCACUACACAGAUCUUUCGUAUGUAAAAGAGACGAAGCACUGGCCCCCGAGUUUAGUCAGUUCAUUACAGCAAUUCAUCACACUUACAUAAACAAAUAGUUAUCACGUUUCCCACGCAGCUGCUCAGCAAGAACUGAUUCGCAUCGUCGUACAAGUGUUUAUAUCUUAUUCUUUGUGGACCUGUCUGUAAUCCAAUUCGCCGAGAGAAAGUUAGGCUGUGUAGUAGACCUUAUGACUGAGAUGGAUCAUUGUACUCGCUCUUCGAUGAGCUUUGCAGCAAAAUGGCGCCUGAUGAUUUUUCAACCCCUGUUAUCCGUGCUAAA
Messenger RNA from Rhodamnia argentea, 1009 nucleotides. RefSeq lists its product as uncharacterized. The coding region runs from base 4 to 777 and encodes 257 amino acids. The transcript has 3 exons. Lineage: Eukaryota; Viridiplantae; Streptophyta; Magnoliopsida; Myrtales; Myrtaceae. The record is from RefSeq and is a predicted model, not a curated record. Gene Ontology annotation, molecular function: protein binding.